AUGUUCUUGUUAUUACUGUUGCAACAACAUCAACAACAAUAUGUUACAACAUUAGCUCAGACAACAUUACCAGAGAAUACUCUAUUAUCUACAUCAUUAUACAAUGGCUAUGCACUAAUUGGUGCCAAUCCCAACUCACGUAUGCCCUACGUAACCUUCCUCAAGAAGUCAAAUAUAUCAAUACCAUACUCUAGUUAUAAUCAAUAUAUUAUUACACAGAUACUUAGUUCACCGAUGCAACAAUUUGGCGCAACUGUUGCAGUUGGUCCUGGAACAAUCAAUAAUGAAUCAAUCAUUAUUGGUGCAAUUGGAUCACCAACAGAGAACGCCGUUUAUAUAUUCAAUCUGGACGAUUGUUCCAAUAAGAACUACUGUGACGAGUUGUUCUCCUUUCAACCACCAACAGCUUAUGCAUCGACAGUUCAACAUCAUAAUACAAUCUCAAAGCCAAAGCCCAAGCCUGCGGCCAAUGCGACUGCCGCCACAUGCCAAAUGGGCAAUCAAAUAGCCGUCGGACCAAACUUUGUCAUCAGCUCAUGUCAGAACAAUCUCAUGACCAAGAAUGCAACCUACGCUCCACUUGUAAUAUGCUUCCUUGAUCUCGAUAGUAAUCCAACCAAUUGUUCAUCAUUGGAUUAUUGGGAUGAUCAAUUCAAUCCUUGUCAAACGGCACGUGGACAAUUGUAUGUGACUGCACUGGAUCUAGACGGUCCAAUCGUCACAUUCUCCUACUGCGCCGUCUGCAUGAUGCCCACCAACACGACGCGACUCUCUGUACAAUACGUCAGCGCCUUUGUAGUUCUAAACAUUACCAGUCCAACCGACAUCACCUUGUUAAACACUGUGUACAAUUACAACAGGACAAAUAACUAUAUUGCCAUGGGCUAUAAUGAAGAGUCUGGCGUGGACUUAUUCUACAGCAUCAAUGGCACGUUUAAGUACGCAUACUUUGAUCGCAUUGUUGAACCGACGACAAGCGGCUUUGGAUCAGUGCUCGACUUGAACAACAACCUGCUGGUGGUGUCGGCGCCCGGCUCGCCCACCCAGCAACAGGCGGGAGCCGUCUACUUUUACGAGAUAUUCGACGGCGUCAACGGCACGCCCACCAGCGUAAACAUCCAGGCGUCCAUCCCCAGCCUCAACUACCGCACCACCUACAGCUACGGCUUUGUAACAACAUUCUCGGGCAGCGAGCUGAUGCUCGUCUCAAUGGACCAGAGCAUGGUCAACUACGACUUUGACGCAUACUCUGUGUGUCCAACCGGCCAGCAAUGGUACUCUGCGCUGGAAGAGUGCGCCCAGUGUCCCACAGGCCAAUACAAGAGCGUGAGCAACCCGGCUGCCAGCUCCUCGUUUGAGCUGUGCUUCCUCUGUCCGGGCGGCUACUACUCGGGCAACAACACGGGCAUCACAUCGAUCGAUGCCUGCCAGUCAUUCUAUCCCCAGUGCAAUGAGACGUCACAGUUUUGUCCAUACGGCAGUGUGUGGCCCAUCGACAACAUACCCGUUCAGUACGUGUCGACAUCCAUUCCCAACCCGAUCGAGACCGACACGCUGGACUUUGAGAGCACGUUCUAUAAUUCAUAUCCUUGGUUCCUCGUGCUGCUUGGAUUCCUUUUGAUCAUGACGGUGGCCGUCUGUUUGCCGUGGCCGCGCUUCCAAACCUUCCAGACCAACCUAGUCACUUUCCUGUUAAAGUUCAACUUUUACGAUUGGACUGGCGCCGAGGCCACCGAGGAGGAGGACUACAUCGAGAAGGCCGAGGGUCCAAUCAUGGGCAUCAACUCAAAUGUUGGCGCGGGUAGCCAGCGCUACAAGACCGGAAUAUUUAUUAGAAAGAGAAGGACCAAGAUCAAGCCGACCAAGGCUGUCGAGAGUUUCUGCACACUGUAUCUACUGCUGAUGCUUGGUCUGAUGAUCCUCUUCCUUAUCCAGUUCCAAAAGGUCAACAAAGACAUCAGUCUUGAACUACGUGCCUAUGGUCAAGCAUCCACAGACCUCGGACUCAAAGAGCGAUACACCGAGGCACAGUACCUAAAGUUCAUUGACUCUAGUCCACUACAGAUAACCAUUGACAUUUUUGGUUACACUGGCAAUUGUACACAAGAUGAGUUGUUGCUCACUGUAACUGGAUGUCAAACAACCAAUUAUAUGGGCGAGUGCAAGUACAUACUCACAUCUCAAACAUUGGCCUAUCAAUCAAAUGUAUCAGAAGUGGAGGACAAUGUGGCCGCAUGUAGAUUCCAAGCAACGUUCAAUCAAGGUUUGGAACUGAGCGACACGUCCACAUUCUCAUUUGCAAUCACACCAUUCUUCAACUACUUCUAUGCACAGAGGAUCAUUUACAAUGUGUCAACGCUCAACAAUGACUCAUUCAUCAACAAUGGAAACUCCUAUGUCAGUGGAGUUGUCCAACCUCAAGUCCACACAGUCCUCCGUCCAGAGGCAACAGUAUCAGUCCUUUCAAUGAUAACAUUUAUGACAUCUUGUAAGAUACAUUCAUCGAAUAAUGACUUUACAUUGGUUAGACCUAUGGUGGAGAAGUGUUUGUUUGAUAAGAAGAGUUAUAAGGACUACAGCUUCAUAUCAAACUCAACAUCAUACUUGGAGCCCAAUCAAUUCCACGAGUCACCCUCGUCAUUCACGUUCAAGAUCAACAUUGAAAAGAGUGUGUUCUUUAGAUAUGUGACCUACUCCUACUCUGUAUCAUUUGGACAGAUUGUCACUGGUGUAAUGUUUGCAAUGCUCGAUAUCUUUUGGAUAUUGGAUGUGUUUGUACCGGUCAUUCAGUACUUUGUUAAGCGAGUUGACAAGCUGAUACGAAACAACAAACGAAAGGAGUACGAUGAGAUCGGACACAAGGUAGUCGUCAACGAGAUGGAACCAUUGGUAAUCAAGUGA
This is a messenger RNA of Acytostelium subglobosum LB1, 2901 nucleotides long. RefSeq lists its product as hypothetical. The coding region runs from base 1 to 2901 and encodes 966 amino acids. The record is from RefSeq and is a predicted model, not a curated record. NCBI's taxonomy places the organism in Eukaryota, Evosea, Eumycetozoa, Acytosteliales, Acytosteliaceae. The transcript is spliced from 6 exons.